AUGAAGGUAGACUAUGAUUAUUUUGGUGGUGUAGUAUGUUUUGAUACCACCUACAGGAAAAAUAAAGAAGGAAGGCCAUUUGCAAUGUUUGUUGGUGUCAAUAAUCAUAAGCAAACACUUAUUUUUGGUGCUGCAUUGUUAUAUGAUGAGACCACUGAAACUUUCAGAUGGUUGUUUGACACAUUUGCAAAGACAAUGUUGGGGAAGAAACCAAAGAGCAUAUUGACUGAUCAAGAUCCCGCCAUGUUUAAGGAUUUUGCUAGAGACUUUAGCAGUAUCAUUUAUGAUUAUGAAGAUAUUGAAGACUUCUUAAUUGCUUGGAAGAAAAUGCUUGAAAAGUACAAUCUGCAAGAAAAUAAAUGGUUAGACCGUUUAUUUGAGUUGAAGGAGAAAUGGGCUUUAGUUUAUGGGAGAGAAACAUUUUGUGCAGAUAUAACCACUACUCAACGUAGUGAAAGCAUGAACAACUGUAUAAAGAGGUAUGUGAGUUACAAGUAUGAUUUGCUGCGAUUUUUUCGUCACCUUCAGAGAUUGCUUGAUGAUCGUCGUUAUAAUGAGUUGGUAGCUGAUUUCAAAGCAACUCAUACAACCCCUGCAUUAGCAUUCCCAGUGAAAAUAUUGAAAAAUGCAGCAAAAGUUUACACACCAACAGUUUUCCAGUGGUUCCAAACUGAGUUAUGUAAAGCUCAUGAUUAUAGCUUGAAGCUAUUUAGUGACAUUGGAACGAUGAGCAUAUAUGAAGUUACUGCUCAUGGAAAGCGUUUUCACCAUGUUGUAACAUUUGACUCGGGCGAUAAUACUAUUUCAUGCAGUUGUAAGAAAUUUGAGUUUGCUGGAAUUUUAUGUUCACAUGCUUUGAAAGUCUUGUCAGCAAAUAAUGUAAAGACCAUUCCUAGUCAGUACAUCUCAAAGAGAUGGAGGAUGGAUUUCAAAGAUGAAAGAGCAAAGGUGUCUUCUCCAAAUGCAAAUGAUGAUGAUCAAGAGGCAAAAAUUGCGAGGCGUUACAGAGAAUUGGCUCGAUUACAUGCUGAAAUUGCUACAACUACUGCUGAAACUGAUGAAGCUUAUGAGAUUGCUAUAGUGGCUCUUAACAAGACAUUAGUAGAUGUGAAGGCAUCUUUGAAGGAAAGGACCAAUCAAGAAGCACCUCAAUUUAAAUCUCAAAUCAUUAAUAGUGCACCUGAGGAUGUUGUUGAUGAUCAUAGGGUGAGAGGAAUCAAGGGUUUUGGAGGCGCCAAUGUUGGAAUAUAUUAUCUGCAAGGUUCUAUGACGAACUAUCAGCAAGGUUGCAUAACAGGCACAAUUUCUUUUGAAGAAAGAGUAGACAAAAUCAUAAGCCUCCAUCGAGAUCAAUUAUGUCAAAGAGCAUAUACUGCACCUCCAUGA
This is a messenger RNA of Argentina anserina (silverweed cinquefoil), 1386 nucleotides long. Its product is annotated as protein FAR1-RELATED SEQUENCE 9-like. Gene Ontology annotation, molecular function: zinc ion binding. NCBI's taxonomy places the organism in Eukaryota, Viridiplantae, Streptophyta, Magnoliopsida, Rosales, Rosaceae. The record is from RefSeq and is a predicted model, not a curated record. Gene Ontology annotation, biological process: regulation of DNA-templated transcription. The transcript has 4 exons. The coding region runs from base 1 to 1386 and encodes 461 amino acids.